AUGCAUCGUGCAUUUGGUCGUUUUACCAGUCAAUUCCUACGUCCUGUUUCAUUCUCACCGAAGUCUUCACUUGGUUCUCCAUUCAUCUCUCGCUGGAACUCCACAAUGACGGCAGUCAACGGCGCAAAUGGAAGUGACUCACGCCCGUGUUCUUCUUCGAUAUUGACAAUUGUCUUUACUCUAAAUGUACAGUUCAGCUCUGGUAUAUUUGAGCUCCGGGGCUAUACUGACAAUUACUUCUAG
Molecule: messenger RNA, 243 nt
Organism: Penicillium cosmopolitanum
Lineage: Eukaryota; Fungi; Ascomycota; Eurotiomycetes; Eurotiales; Aspergillaceae
Exons: 2
Coding region: 1-243 (80 amino acids)
Source: RefSeq, a predicted model, not a curated record